AUGAAGAAUUUAGAUUUUUAUGAUUCAGAUUUACAAUCUGAUAAUCCAGAUGACUUCCACUCAGAUCAUGAACCACCAAAAGAUAUAGUUAGAGAGAGAAAAUUGUUAAAAAAAACAGAAUUACUUAGAAUUUAUAAAGAAAUAUGGCAGAUUGGAAAAGGACUUCCUAAGCCAGCUAAAUACGAUUAAAUAAAAUUACAAUAUGAAGAAGUUUAAGACCCUGAUGCUUAAAGUGAUUAGACUGAGGAAUAAAAAAAAGAAAUGUUUGAAAAGUAUAUCAAUCAUGUAAAGGAAGUAGAUCAAAUUACUCCAAAUUUAGGUAUAAACAAUUUCGAAGAGUGGUUUGAAGUAGUUGUUGAAAGCAUGAAAAAAGGCGAAGUUAGCUUUAUUAUUUUAGAAUAUUUAAAAUAUGAUGACAACAAGAUGAAGAUAUUAGAUAAUAAAAAGCAUUUUAUGUUUUAUUUAGAAGAUUGGACCACUGUUAUUGAUUUGAAUUAAGAUAUGACAAUACUCAAGAAAAUAGUCCAGAAGGGAGAAGGAAAUCAUAGAACAGAAAAAUAGGAUGAAAUUAUAGUUAAUUAUUGUUUGAAGAGAGGAGAAGAGGUUUUGGAUGAGAGGAGCGAUGACACUCCUAUCAGAGUUGAAAGUCUCUUAGAAAAAGGGAUGUCUGAAGUUGUAUGGAGGGUGAUUAGAUCUAUGAAAGAUAAGGAAAUAAGUGAAGCCUAAAUUAAACAAGAAGCAUUUUUAAAAAAAGAAAGCGAAAGUAAUUAGGAAAGGUUUAAAAUAAACUAGCAAGAUGAUAAUACAAUAUAUUCUCUUACAGUCAACUUGAAGCAAUUAACAAGAAUUGAUGAUAUUUUUGGAGAUUAAAUGGCUAUCAAGAAAGAAAUUCUUAAGGGAAAUUCAACUGCAAAGCCUGAAAAAAUAGCUAAAAUAUAUUUUGAAUUAAAAAUAGAAAUCGAUGGAGAAAUUAUUUACCAGUCGAUAGAUGGAGAUUUCCCUAUAUUGACAGAAAAGCAGGUAUUUGAUUUUGAAUUCUUAGAGCAACAACCUACUUGCUGGAAAUACUUUCUCGACGAGUAUAAAAUGUCAAAAUUGUUAAAAAAUACCCUAAGAAGAAUGAAGAAAUAAGAAUACUCAGUCCUUGAAUGCAGAGACAAAACUCUUAUUUAAUAUGGAAAAGAUUUUGAAAUUAUAAAAGAAAAGUAUAAUGGAGUUAUUCCUGAUUAUGUUAAAUAUCACAUCAAGUUGUAUAAUUUUACUGAAGGCAAAAACACAUUCACAAUGACAAUAGACGACAAAGUUGAACAAGCAUAACGUAAAAAAAUUGUAGGACUUAGAUUUAUUCAGGAGUAAAAUUUUAAAAAAGCCAGUAAAACUUUUGAAGCUAUCAAUGCUUUCUUCGAACUAGGCAAAUUUAUAGGUGAAGAUGCCUAAAAAGUUCAUCCUCAUAAAAUAUCAAGUUUACUUAAUACUUCUUUAUGUUAUCUGAAGAUUAAAAAGUGGGAUAAAUUAAUUUUGACUUGUGACAAAAUUCUUGAAAUAGACCCUAAUAACCCUAAGGCCAUUUAUAGAAAAUGUUUAGCAUUACAAGAAUAGUCAGAUUUCGAAAAGGCUAUUGAUAUUUUAAAUAAUCUUAUAAACAGCAACUAAAAAAUUGAAGAAAAUCAACUUUAAGAACUUCAAAAGCUCAGAAACAUUUUAAUCAAGUCAUAGCAAGAUUAUUUAAAAAAAUAAAAAUAAGUUUUUUCAAAAAUGUUUAGCUGA
Messenger RNA from Tetrahymena thermophila SB210, 1767 nucleotides. Its product is annotated as peptidyl-prolyl cis-trans isomerase FKBP62, putative. NCBI's taxonomy places the organism in Eukaryota, Ciliophora, Oligohymenophorea, Hymenostomatida, Tetrahymenidae. Gene Ontology annotation, molecular function: peptidyl-prolyl cis-trans isomerase activity; protein binding. The record is from RefSeq and is a predicted model, not a curated record. The transcript is spliced from 6 exons.